AUGCAAUGUAUAGAAAGUACAAAAUCAUACUCCAGCAAUACAUCAUCAUCUGCACUAUUAGCCACCUUAUUAGGAGGCACUAGCAGCAACAACUCAAACUCAUCUAGUAGUACUACAGUGGAUUCCCACAACUCACACUCCUUUAGUGAGGAAUCCCAAGAAAUAACGGAGUGUGUUUGGAGACGCAGUGAAUUGACAGCCUUGGAAUUUGUUAUUUAUGCUUUUGUGGUGCCUUCGCUGGCAUUUUUUGGUUUAUGUGCCAACUUCAUAAAUGCCAUUGUCUUUAUGCGACCCAAAAUGACACCAUCAGCCUUUAGCUAUUUGGCUGCUUUGUCAUGGCUGGACUGUGUAUCGUGUAUGCUAAUAACAUUGACGGCCUUUUCGCGCAGUUUCCUUUAUUCGAGCACAUUUUGGAUGGCCUAUGAUUUUCAGUGGCAAACACCCUUGUUUGGUAUUACCACGGGAGCCGCAAAUCUCGUAUUGGCCUGUGUCAGUUUGGAUCGUUUUAUUUAUUUGCGCUGGGGCAUACCGAAUGGCACACCUAAGUUUUGCAGACGCUUUGUGGCUAGAAGAAUGAUAUUGGCUGUGAUUUUAUUGGCCAUUGUGGUAAAUGUGCCGUAUUUCUGUGUGUUUGUUGUCAAUGAUGAUGGCACAUUUGAGACAACGGAAUUUUAUUUUUCCAAAUAUUAUAUGAUCCACAAUUGGUUCACAUUUAUUUUGCUUACCUUAUUGCCGGCUAUAUUUUUAAUGGUGGGUAAUGCGGCCAUUUUAAUAGCAUUUUGCAAAUGGACUAAACAAAGUAAAAAGUGCCAAAGUAAAUAUCCCUCUAACUCAAACAGCAAAAAUGCCCAAAAUCGUUAUAAGGUAAAUAAAACCAAAUAUAUUUUUAUAAAACAAUUAAUAAUUUGUAAAUUUGUUUACUUUCAGCAUCAAAUGAAACUAACCGUUACCAUUAUCAUUGUUAUAACCCUAUACCUAGUGGGUGAGUUACCAGCCCAUUUAACCUCGCGUAAAAGCGCCGUUAAUUUACUGUACGGCGGCGAUGUUUCCAAAGUGGAUUUCAAAACCAUGCAUCGUUUAGAAGUCAUAUGCAUAACAUUAAAUGCCAUACAACUUAGCAUGAACAUAAUAGUUUAUGCUGUGAUAAAUCCAUCCUUUGUGCCAGAAUUUUUCAACUGUCUGAAAGGCGCCUCCGAUGUAUGCUUUCGUUUUAUGGGCUUUAUGCUAGUAGCCAAUUGUUGGCAUAAAUGUUGCAAUACCAAAGCCAAGAAAAAGAAACAUAAAAACUCAGAAUGUGCUAAUAAUAAUUCAGAAAAUAAUGAAGGUAAUAAUGACCAUGGUGGGCACAGCAUAAGUGAUGCUCGUUGGCCUGACAAUGGACAGGAUGAAAGUACGCUGGAUGUGACCAGUAAUGGAAAGACUGUGAAACAGGAGUUGGAAAUUUCAGUUAUAUGUAUAUCCCAUCUAAAGCAAUCGUUUGAUAAUCCCUCAUUUAAUUUAGAAAUAGAAUAA
Calliphora vicina (urban bluebottle blowfly) is the source of this 1512-nucleotide messenger RNA. RefSeq lists its product as uncharacterized. The record is from RefSeq and is a predicted model, not a curated record. The transcript is spliced from 2 exons. Lineage: Eukaryota; Metazoa; Arthropoda; Insecta; Diptera; Calliphoridae. Gene Ontology annotation, molecular function: G protein-coupled receptor activity. Gene Ontology annotation, cellular component: membrane. The coding region runs from base 1 to 1512 and encodes 503 amino acids. Gene Ontology annotation, biological process: G protein-coupled receptor signaling pathway.